AUGCUAGUUGGAAGAGUAAGCCAUUGGUGGGAAUCCUCAUCACGUACUCGCACCGAGAAGGAACAACGUAAUUUAACUUGGGACCAGUUCAAAAUGGAGCUAACGGAGAAGUUUUUUCCACAAGCUCUACGAGACUAUAAGGAGGCAGAAUUUUUAAGAUUGGUACAGGGAGAUAUGGAAAUUUUCGAGUAUGAGAGCAAGUUCGAGGAAUUGUCUCGAUAUGCCUCACAUCUUGUAAGUACUGAGCUAAUGAAGGCAAAACGUUACGAGAGGGGCCUGUACCCAGAGAUCAGGCAGAUUGUGAGUUCACACGAUCUCACCACUUUUCAGGAAGUUGUGAAGAAAGCUCAAAUAGUAACCUAUUCGGAGAUGAAGUUGAUAAUUCAGGGACAGCGUAAUGACUUUGGAAAAAGGAAGUGGCAGGAUAAGAAUAAAAAUUCUGGACAGUUUAAGAAGCGAACACUUGUGGGCCAGUCAAGUAAUCCUCCAUCCCAAUGUUCUAAAUGUAACAAGUUUCACAGAGUAGAAUGUCUGUAUGGAAAGUAUACUUGCUAUAAGUGUGGCCAACCUGGCCACGUGGUUUUCUCAUGUCCAUCGAUUAAGAAACCCGAACAAGAGAAGAAAGGAAAAGCAAGGGUGUUUGCUCUGACUCACGAUGAGGUUGCCCAAAAUUCGGAAGUAAUCGCAGGUAUUUUAUCCAUCUUUGGAAUUCCGGUUUAUGUCCUUAUUGAUUCCGGUGCAACACAUUUGUUCAUAUCUAAUGAAUGUUUAGCUAAGAUUAAUGCUUCAUGUAAGAAUAAUGAUAAUGUACUAGAGGUUAGUAUGCCAUCAGAAGGAACUAUUGAUACAGAUAGGAUAGCGACGGGGGUACAAAUAAAUUUUGAUGGACUGAUGUUAGAAGCCGACUUGUACGUUAUAAAGAUGAGAGACUUUGAUAUUAUUUUAGGCAUGGAUUUGUUAGGUAAAAAUCGAGUCACGAUAGUAUGUUUUGAGAAAGAGGUGAUUUUUCAAAGAUCGGGAGAAGAGGAAUUCAGAUUUUAUGGGUCGAAAGUUAAGGCACUUCCUCGCGUCAUCUCAGCUUUGAAGGCAAAAAGUAUGUUGAGGAAGCCUGACUGCCAAGGGUAUCUUGUCAGUCUUAUCGGCACCUCAUCUCAAGAUAAAAUAUUGAAUGAUGUGCCAAUAUUACGGGAGUAUGCUAACAUGUUUCCCAAUGAUCUACCGGGUAUUCCGCUCAAUAGACAAGUGGAAUUCACGAUAGAUUUGGUACCUGAAGCUACUCUUGUGUCUAAAGCUCCAUAUCGAAUGGCACCAAAGGAAUUACAAGAGUUAAAAAUGUAG
This is a messenger RNA of Olea europaea var. sylvestris, 1338 nucleotides long. RefSeq lists its product as uncharacterized. The record is from RefSeq and is a predicted model, not a curated record. Gene Ontology annotation, biological process: proteolysis. The transcript has a single exon. The coding region runs from base 1 to 1338 and encodes 445 amino acids. Gene Ontology annotation, molecular function: nucleic acid binding; zinc ion binding; aspartic-type endopeptidase activity. NCBI's taxonomy places the organism in Eukaryota, Viridiplantae, Streptophyta, Magnoliopsida, Lamiales, Oleaceae.